AUGUUCGGGGCGGGGGAAAUGGUUGGCCUGGCAUCACCAUGACAUUGAUUGGGGGGUUGCUUUGUUGCUGGCUGACCUCAUUCGUCAUUCAAGACAUUAUCAAGGAGUUACAGAAAGUGCGCACCAUCGAUUGAGCUUGAGCGAGGACCAUCAGAACCACACGCUCAAAGUGCCUUUUCCAUUUAAUUGUGGCAGGAGUUUUACGGGGCUCGACUAGGAAUUAGGAACUAUUGUGUGAUAAAGUGUAGCUACAAUUAUCAGUCGAGAUGCAGCUAAUAGAAGCUACCUAGACGAUUUGUUUUCCGUGUGUCAUUUCGCAAGCUGUUCAACGGGGUUCGACCCUUAUCCUGAAAGGGCCGUUGUGCAACCGUAGGCGCAGUAGCGUGGUGCGGGGCAAGUGUACACAAACCUUACAUAAGGCACUGCGUGAAGCGAGAGAGAGAGAGAGUCAUAUAGACAAACAAACAUCGAUUGACGAUCACGAUACGAUCGCAUCGAGACAAUCCGUCCAGUGUGGCCAGCUAGGCUCUUUCCCCCGGGAGUUUGUUUGAACGUACGGUGCCGUGAAAUGAAUCCUGUGUUUCGUCAGCUUUCCGCAGCUCUUUUGAGUGGCAGCUUGAGAGGUACGAUAAGAUUAGGCUCGAACGAUCUACGACAGCUGCUCGCCUUCACCGCUAGACCAGUCACUUGGGAGCCCCAUCGAAGGUACUGCUGCUUUGAGAUGAAACCGAAAGUGUACGUAACGCGGAACGAUUACGCCAGAAUUGGGCUGGACCUGCUAAGGGAAGAAUGUGAUAUUUCACUGUGGGAUGAAGGUUAUCCGGUGCCGAGGGACGAAUUUCUUAAGAAUGUUGCGGGCAAGGAUGCGAUCUACUGCUCGCUGAAUGAUCGCAUCGACAAGGAGCUGCUCGACCAGGCAGGGCCCAAUCUCAAAGUCAUCUCCACCAUCUCUGUCGGGUACGAUCACAUCGAUGUGAAGGAGUGCAAGCAGCGCGGCAUCCGGGUCGGCUACACACCCGACGUGCUGACGGAUGCAACGGCCGAACUGACGGUGGCACUACUGCUGGCAACCGCGCGCCGCAUGUUCGAGGCCAACAAGCAAGUGCACACGGGUGGCUGGAAGUCUUGGUCGCCAAUGUGGAUGUGCGGUACCAGUGUGAAAAACUCCGUCGUCGGCAUCUUCGGGUUCGGUCGCAUCGGCCAGGAGGUUGCCAAGCGGCUGGCACCGUUCAAACCGUCGCGCAUUCAAUUCACCAGCCGGACGGACAAGUUUCUCACGGCCGAGGAUCUGAACGUUACGCAGGUUCCGUUCGAUGAGCUGAUCGAAACGAGCGACUUCCUCAUCAUCGCCUGCUCGUACAACGUGGAAACGGCCAACCUGUUCAACGAUGCCGUGUUUUCGCGCAUGAAACCGUCGGCCAUACUGAUCAACACCAGCCGGGGCGGAGUGGUCGAGCAGCACGAUUUGAUUCACGCGUUGCGGGCGGGCAAAAUACAGGCCGCCGGGUUGGAUGUGACCACACCGGAGCCGCUUCCGCUCGACAGCCCGCUGCUCACGCUACCGAACGUGGUGGUGCUGCCCCACAUUGGCAGUGCGGACAUCGAGACACGCAUAGAAAUGUCGCGCAUCACCGCAUGCAACAUACUGGCCGGACUGAAGGGCAUCCGAAUGCUGUCGGAAGUUUAGGGAGCUAGGGAAGCAGGGAAAUAAAAUACCGAUUUCAACUCAUCAA
Messenger RNA from Anopheles coluzzii, 1733 nucleotides. Its product is annotated as glyoxylate reductase/hydroxypyruvate reductase. The transcript is spliced from 3 exons. The coding region runs from base 569 to 1687 and encodes 372 amino acids. Gene Ontology annotation, molecular function: NAD binding; hydroxypyruvate reductase [NAD(P)H] activity; hydroxypyruvate reductase (NADH) activity. Lineage: Eukaryota; Metazoa; Arthropoda; Insecta; Diptera; Culicidae. Gene Ontology annotation, cellular component: cytosol. The record is from RefSeq and is a predicted model, not a curated record.